This is a messenger RNA of Pundamilia nyererei, 2293 nucleotides long. RefSeq names its product monocarboxylate transporter 4-like. Gene Ontology annotation, biological process: transmembrane transport; monocarboxylic acid transport. Gene Ontology annotation, cellular component: basolateral plasma membrane. The record is from RefSeq and is a predicted model, not a curated record. The coding region runs from base 251 to 1708 and encodes 485 amino acids. NCBI's taxonomy places the organism in Eukaryota, Metazoa, Chordata, Actinopteri, Cichliformes, Cichlidae. The transcript has 7 exons. Gene Ontology annotation, molecular function: lactate:proton symporter activity.
CUUCAUGCAGUCACCAUGUCACAGCUGGCGUGAACUUUUUGGCUUUUUCCCCUGCGAGAUCCCUGACUUGGAGCGGAGUCCGGUUUCCUGCAGUGUGGAUCUGAAAGCGGGGCGUGGUUUAGGCUUUCCGUGUGCGCGUCAUGCUUCAAUAAAAACGAACAACGGACGCGCGCUCACGCGAGGAAGUCCAGCCGCGAGACGCAGACAGCAUCUCAGCAGUUACUGACCUCAUCAUAGCUCCCAGAAAAUAAUGGGAGGAGCGGUGUUGGAUGAUGGACCUCCUGGAGUGAAGGCGCCAGAUGGAGGCUGGGGUUGGGCAGUGUUGGCGGGAUGCUUCGUCAUCACUGGCUUCUCAUACGCGUUCCCCAAGGCUGUCAGCAUCUUCUUCAAGGACCUUAUUCAAGAGUUUGAGGUUGGCUACAGUGCCACAGCUUGGAUCUCCUCAAUACUGCUUGCCAUGCUAUAUGGCACAGGCCCUCUGUGCAGCGUGCUGGUCAACAGAUUUGGCUGUAGGCCGGUGAUGAUGGUUGGAGGAGUCUUUGCUUCAGUGGGAAUGAUUCUGGCUUCCUUUGCCAAAAGCAUCACACAUAUUUACCUCUGCACUGGAGUUAUUACAGGUCUGGGUCUAGCAAUGAACUUCCAGCCAUCUCUGAUAAUGUUGAACUGCUACUUCAGUGAGAAGCGUCCUCUAGCCAAUGGCUUGGCAGCAGCAGGCAGCCCUGUGGCGCUAUGCUGUCUGUCUCCAUUGGGGCAGAGUCUCCAAAACCAGUAUGGUUGGCGGGGUGGAUUCCUUAUACUAGGAGGCAUGCUGUUCAACUGCUGUGCCUGUGGUGCUCUCAUGCGGCCCCUGUCCACCCCUAAGAAGUCCCAGAUGCUGGAAGAAAACACUCUGCUGGCUGCAGACAAACCGAAGGCAAAGAAGAAACUAUUGGACUUCAGUGUGUUCAAGGACAGAGGUUUUGUAAUCUAUGCCAUUGCAGCUUCUGUGAUGGUGCUAGGCUUGUUUGUGCCGCCUGUGUUUGUGGUCAGUUAUGCUAAAGGCCUUGGCUACAAGGACACCAACUCAGCACUGCUGCUCUCGAUCUUAGGAUUUGUUGAUAUGUUUGCCCGACCUGCAUCAGGACUCAUAGCAGGCAUGAAGCGUGUGCGGCCUCGAAGCGUCUAUCUCUUCAGCUUCGCUAUGAUCUUCAAUGGGUGCACUGACAUCAUAGGAUCGCAGGCAAAGAACUAUGCUGGGCUGGUGGUCUUCUGUAUUUUCUUUGGUAUAUCAUACGGGAUGGUUGGAGCACUUCAGUUUGAGGUCCUCAUGGCCAUUGUGGGGAAAGAGAAGUUUUCCAGUGCCAUCGGCCUGGUGCUGCUAAUGGAAGCUGUUGCUGUGCUGGUGGGACCUCCUGGAGCAGGUCGGCUCCUGGACGCUACCCAUCAGUACAUGUACGUGUUCCUGUUGGCGGGCUGUGAAGUGACAGUAUCUGCCUUUGUCAUUGCCACCGGGAACUUUCUUUGCAUUAGGAGGGAACGAGAAGAUGGACAGGCUAAGAUUGAGAUGGCCGUAAGCGCCGCUGAGCUGGAGGGCCUCAACCAGGCGGCAAACGAAGAACACGAUGGAGGCAAAAAGGAGCAGACGGGAAAAGAAAAUGGAAAAGUCCGUGUUUUGAAAGUCCAGGAAGACAUGACUGUGACGGAGGCACCAGAAGACACCGGGAAUUAACAUUAGUAUUAGCGAGAUAGCAUAAAUUGUACCGAUAGGACACAGAAAGAUCUGAUGCUACGGUAAAAAAAAGAAAGAACUGACAUUUGAUCACAAAUGUAUAUCCAAGUGUCACAGGUUCACUAGCUGCUUUCAGCUGAAAUGGCUCUAACGCCCCACACCUGUAAGAGGAAAAACUCAUCACCAGUUUUGAGUGUAGAAUCAUCUUUUUAGUUAUCGGUCUUAUUCAUCUGUAAAAAACAUCCUACAGCUGCUUUCAAUCACAUCUCCGAGUCUGUGAGCAGACGCAGCUCGUCUUCAGGGUGAAGCUUGACGUGCUAAUAAAAGAAAACAUGUUUGCAGCUCAGUCUGUGGGUUCCUCUGGGUCAUUUGUGCAACGGUUUCUUGGUAAAUUAUACAAGAACAGGAAACAUAUUUAGAAAGAAUGGCUGUUGUCAUCCAACAUGCCCAUAAAAGGCUUCACGAUAUACUGCUGCUGUUCACCUGCUUGUCUUACUCUGCUGGACAGUCGUCUGUUUCACAUAUAAAGUGCUGUUUCUUAUUAUUUUAAUGUGCUGAAUCCAAACCUGACAAUUAAAAUAUCUG